Messenger RNA from Hyaloscypha bicolor E, 6631 nucleotides. RefSeq lists its product as uncharacterized. Lineage: Eukaryota; Fungi; Ascomycota; Leotiomycetes; Helotiales; Hyaloscyphaceae. Gene Ontology annotation, biological process: RNA export from nucleus; protein import into nucleus; post-transcriptional tethering of RNA polymerase II gene DNA at nuclear periphery. Gene Ontology annotation, cellular component: nuclear pore cytoplasmic filaments; nuclear pore. The record is from RefSeq and is a predicted model, not a curated record. Gene Ontology annotation, molecular function: structural constituent of nuclear pore. The coding region runs from base 261 to 6173 and encodes 1970 amino acids. The transcript has 6 exons.
GCCUUCCACCAUAAAACUUCUGGCCGAUCACGGCUUCCUCUUCUUCCUCCCAAUACAUCCACCCUCCCGACGCUGAUGCUUCUCGUCACUCUUUAAUCAAUUCUAAUGUUUGCGCCAGCUCGUCGUCUUUGAGCGCGAUCGUUCUCCUUUUCUGUACCGCGUUCCGCGUAGUCUUUCAACCUUUCACAUCGACCUCUCGCAAUCUGCGAUCCUAGCAGUGAUCCAAGACUGCAUCCUCUCUCAUCUGCGCCAUCUUCGCCAUGUCGUUUGGCGGUGGAUUCGGCGGCUUCGGCCAGAGCAAUAAUCAGCAACAGAACCCAGGCUUUGGUGGGUUUGGAGCGAGCAACAGUACGAACACAGGGACAGGCUUUGGUUCUACAGCAAAUACCGGCGGCUUUGGCAGCACAAAUACAACCGGUGGUGGACUCUUCGGCAGUGGCUCUACUAGUUUUGGAAGCACUGGAGGUGCCUUUGGCAGCAACACAACAAACAAUGCUUUCGGGGCUGCUAAGCCAGCAUUCGGUGCUGCUACUACAACAACUGGUAGUAGUCUAUUUGGAGGAGGAACGGCCACGGCAGGUACAUCGACCUUUGGGGGUGGUGGAUUCGGGUCAUCGACAGGAACUACAUCAUCUCCUUUUGGCGGCGGCACGAAUACCGGAGGUGGGCUGUUCGGCUCGGCACCCAAGCCUGCUUUCGGAGGAUCAACUACUUCGAAUCCGUUCGGUGGUGGAUCUACAAGCUCUCCAUUCGGGGGCACGAGCACAACAGCAUUUGGCUCACCAGCUUCUACCGCUCUGAGCACAGGUGUAGGCGAGUCUCCAGGCACUGGCAAUGUUCCAUUUCAAGCUUUCGUAGAAAAGGAGCCGAAUAGCAGCACAAAUCAGCAAAAUGCUUUCCAAAGCAUCUGCUUCCAGCAACCUUAUCAGAAGUUCUCUCCUGAAGAGCUAAGAUUAACGGACUACAACCAAGGUCGAAGAUAUGGUAAUGCCAGCAAUCAACCUGGAGCUUUCGGCACAAGCAAUUUUGGGGGAGGAUUUGGUACCACGACUGCAGGUACAACUGGAGGAUUUGGAGCUGGUAGUACUGGUACAGGUUCGAGUUUAUUUGGUGGAGGAGCAACAAGCUCACCGUUCGGUGGAUCCCAGCCAGCCUCUACUGGCUUUGGUGGCGCUACGACAUCAACCGGAGGUGGUCUAUUCGGCGCAAAGCCAGUUACUGGUGGUCUAUUUGGAGCACAGCCUUCAACACAACCAUCCGGUGGUCUGUUUGGAAAUACGGGAACCACAGCAUUUGGCGGUACCGGGCCAACGAGCGGCUUCGGGACAAGCACAACCACCCCUGGAUCGUCGCUCUUUGGAAACAACAAUACGGCUAACAAGCCUGCCUUCAGCUUUGGAACCACGCAGCCAGCAGCUUCUAGCAGCACAGCAUUUGGCGCUUCUACUACGACCGGUGGCUUUGGAGGUGGGGGUCUAUUCGGCAGCAACGCCACCAACCAGCCCGCCAGUGGAUUUGGAGCACAACCAGCUGCGAGCAAUCCUUUCGGAGGUUUCGGCUCGAACACACAACAACAGACCGGGACAUCUGGAGGACUCUUUGGCAAUACUCAACAGAAGCCAGCGGGUGGACUCUUCGGCGCCGCUCCUGCAGCAACUGGCACCGGUGGUCUGUUUGGCAGUACGUCCACAACCAAUACCAAUCCCUUUAGUGGUUCCACCAAUACUCAAAAUACCGGAGGUCUGUUCGGCAACAAGCCAGCUACUACUGGUACGAGUCUGUUUGGUUCUACGAAUCCCCAGAACAAUACUGGUGGCGGUGGUCUCUUUUCUGGGUUUGGAAACCAGAACCAAAAUCAACAGCAACAAAAUACUGGCGGUCUCUUCGGUAGUCUAAACACUAAUGCACAACAAAAGCCCUCUUUGUUUGGCUCUCAGCCACAACAGCAGACUGGCGGAGGUCUCUUUGGAAGUUCAGGAACUCAACAGCAACAGGGAGGUAUGUUUGGCGGUCUCAACAACAACAAUAAUCAGCAACAACAGCAGCAGCAGCCCCAGAACUCGAUGUUUGGCGGUAGUUCGAUCUUCGGAGGCUCGCAACAAGGCCAGCAGAAUACCCAGUCUCUCACGGCAUCCAUUGCCGAUAACAACGCCUUUGGCUCGGCGUCCCUGUUUGCAGACUUGUCAUCAGCUCAACUCAACAACCCAGGUCCCAUUGCUACGCCACUCUCCAACAGCGUCAAGGCCAAGAAGGCUGCUGCCCUUCCGUUAUACAAAUUGAGCUCAGCGUCAGCCUCACGUUUUACUACUCCACAGAAGCGAGGUUUCGGCUUUUCCUACAGCAAUUAUGGAACUCCAGGCAGUGUUUCGAGCACAUCCAGUACUCCUGGAGCUUUUAGUGGCAGUCUGUUGAGUGGCAGCAACUUCGGACGGACUCUCAACAAGAGCAUGUCGACGAGCAGUCUCCGCCGAAGCUUCAGUACAGAAGACAGUAUUCUUGCGCCAGGAGCCUUCUCGGCGAGCCCCAGUGCACGGCAAUUCGGAAGCACUGGCAGCGUGAAGAAAUUGACCAUCAACAGAAGCAUUCGCCAGGAUCUCUUCACACCACCCAAUGGUGCCCCAGCUCUACCGCCUGCAUCUACUCCUGCCGGUGGCAUUCUGAAGAAGCGCGUUUCAUUUGAUUCGAACACAAAUGGCAAUGGCCCCGCUAGUCCGCUUAAGCAGGUCAACAGUGCUACCCCGAAUGCAGAAGACCUGGGCUACAUCCGACCACGAAAUGGUGUCAAUGGUGCGAAGCCAAACGGUACCUCGACACCACCUGAGAUGGAACAAGUGAACAAUAACCAGCAGCUUGCCAUUGUCAACGAGGAGGAGCCAGCCGCCCCUGUAGCCCCCAAGCCGCCAUCUCAACCUGUCAGCCAGGAGGAUCAACCGGCAGGAGAGUAUUAUAUGAGACCUUCGAAAGAGGAAAUCGAGAACAUGAACCGCCAACAACGCUCGAAGGUCAGUAACUUCACCGUUGGCCGAGAGGGCAUUGGCGAAAUUCGCUUUGAAGUCCCUGUGGACCUCACAAACAUCCCCUUGGAUGACAUUAUCGACAACAUCGUGCAACUUUCUACACGGUCAGCCACGGUGUAUGCGAUCUCUUCGAAGAAGCCUCCAAUGGGCAAGGGGCUGAACGUACCAUCAACCAUCUCUCUGGCAAAUUCCUGGCCACGCAAGAGCGACCGCAAGACUCCAUCCGGCGAGAAAUCUGGUGUUAGAUUCAAGAAGCAUAUUGAACGCCUCAAGAGAGUUCCGGACACCAUCUUCGUCAGCUACGCCAAGGAUACCGGAAUCUGGACGUUCAAAGUUGAGCAUUUCACUACAUACGGCUUCCCCGAAGAUGAUGAUGAGACCGAUGGGGAGGGUGUCAGUGAAUUUGGGCAAAGUACUUUGAGCGCUCCUCCCGACACUCCUACCCCUAAGACUCGCACUCCCAAGUCAAACCAUAUGGAUCAGUCCUUCACAUCAACCUCGCAAGUAACUCAGACUGAGUCCGAUCCAGAUGACACAUUCGAAUUCAGAAAGAAGAAGCUUCUCCCAGGUGCAUUCGAUGAUCAAGAGAUGUAUGUGGAUGAGGAUAUGGAGCAGGAGCAGAUGGAACAGGAGCAGGAGUCUUUUUUAGAUGAGCGCUCCGUGGGUUCGCAGUCUGAAGACGGCGUCGAAGAGCCAAUGGACCAAGACGACGUCUUCCACGACGACGAAUCUGUCAGCAUCGUGGAUCAAGAGAUGGCGGGCUCUUAUCCAGAGGCUGGCAAUACCGCGGAGCUCGGUGGAGACUCGCAAGAUGACGAUGAGGAUAUGGAUGCGAUUGCCGAAACACCAGGUGCGAUUAUUAGGGCAAGAAUGAGAGCAAAGAACGCAGGAACUCCGGCAAAGCAACCAUUUGCGGCAAGUAACGACUGGGCAAACACAUUGAAGACUACGAUCAGCCCACAAAAACAAGAUCGUGCAUAUCUCAAGAGUUUGGCUGAGGAGAGUGCCGAUGAUUUGCCACUUGAUGGAGAGCCUACUCCUAUGCCCAGAAGAGUGGUGUCAGAUGGGCGUGGUUUUGCAAACAGCAUUGAUUUGAUGCAUUCUCUUUUCCCAGAUACCAAGAGUCCGGUAAAGACAGCAAUGGCUACGGCAACGUCCAAGGGGUUUCAGUUCCCAUAUGCAAAGAGAGCAAAGACUGGCGACUAUGACACCUCCAAUAUGACCGACAAAGAGCGCGCUUUCCAUGAGUCUAUGAAGUCUAGCUGGGGCCCUGAUGGUACCUUGGUCUACGCCGCACCACCAAAUGCCAAGCCCUUCGGCAGAUCUUCUCGGCGUGCUCGGGAAAGAGACGGUAUACUUACUAUUCAGAAACAAGCCAUUGUGUCUGAAAACAGAGACAUCCACUUUGCUAAAUUCUCCAACGAGGCUUCUGCAGAACUUCUCCAGAAACAAAAGGAUAUGACUAUCAUCGACGGCUCUGGCGAUGUUCCUUUCGCCACUCUUCCUCAGCACUUUUCCUUCGCUGACUUCUUCGAUGAUGCGAAUCCUCGAGACCCUGCUGCUGCUCACGAGAAACUUGUUUGGCAGCUUGCCAGUGUUCUGUUCGACCAGAUGACCGUCCCAGAAGAGCUACAGCAAGUACCAGGAGUAUCUGAGCGCCUGCGAAAGGACAAUUUAUCAGCUUUCUGGCAGAAAUUGGUUGAUGAUGCUUGCUCCAAGCAAAUUGCAAUGGGUAGAACCAGCGAGGAGAAGGCUAUUGCAGCUCUGUCAGGCCAUAGGAUCCCUGACGCCUGCGCACAUCUCCUUGACAGCAGAGACUUUCACCUGGCCACCCUCGUUGCGCUCAUUGGUACAAAAGACAGCAUGAAAAAGGACAUGCGGGAACAACUCAACGAGUGGCAGAACUCCCAGAUGCUUUCUGAGUUCAGUCAACCAAUCCGAACAAUUUACGAGCUCCUUGCUGGCAAUGUCUGCGUCUGCGAUGGUUCAAAAGGACAACCCGAGGAUCGCAUCGAGUCGUUCAUCAUUUCAAAGCGCUUCGGCCUCGACUGGCGUCAGGCGUUUGGACUCCGACUCUGGUAUGGCAUCAUGUCCAACGAUCCAAUCGAGUCUGCCACCGAGAAUUUCGCUGAAGAUCUUGUACAAGAUAAAGAAACGUCAAGACCUCUGGCCUGGUACGUUGAGCAGAAAGUGCCCACCUUGUGGAAUGAUAAAGCGAUUGGAGAACGGGAAGAUCUGCUUUGGGGUCUCUUGAGGCUUUAUACUUUCACAGAUUUGGAUAUCGAGGAUGUUCUGCGUCCGGAAAAUUCUCAGUUAUCGCCCCUCGACAUCCGUCUUUCCUGGCAACUUAGCCAAGCCCUGACAGCGAGAGGUGCUGCUCGUUACACGGAGGAUGACGAAGACAAGGCCGAUCGACCAACCUUGGCUUUUGCUGCUCAGCUCACAAACGAGGGUAGUUGGCUCGAUGCAGUUUUUGUCCUGCUCCAUCUUUCUUCGGAUGAAGUUAGAGCAAAGUCCAUCCAGAACCAUCUUGCACACCACGCCGGCAAAAUCGGAUCGGAGGACAGCCAGAGCUUCAACACCUUGACACAAAAUUUCAAAAUCCCAGCUUCCUGGAUUUGGGAGGCAAAGGCAUUAUACAUGCGAAGUGUUGAGAAGAAUCCGCGAGGAGAGGUUGAGUGCUUAAUCAGAGCUGGAUCAUUUAACGAAGCCCAUCUCACAUUUUCUAAGGAGGUAGCACCGAACACUGUCGUUGAGCUUGAUUAUGAUACUCUUCGGACUUUGCUUGGAGGUUUUCAUGGCAAGGAGAAUACCAUAUCUGAGUGGCAUCUCGGAGGAGAAAUCUACCAGGACUUUCUGGAAUUGCUCGACUCAGAGAAGAGAGGAUGGCCUGUAAAUCAUGCUCUUCUGGCGAGAUUGUUGGCAGGUCUUCCAGCUGUGGUUGAGGAGUCUCGUCAUCCAGUAUUUAUGGAGCGGGUGGCUAUUGAGACGAUUAGCGGGAUUGUGGCCAAGACGGUGAUCGCUCUGGGAAAGAAGGGAGAGAAGUCCGACUUGCACAAAAUUCUUCGUCUUCCACUCACAGAAGACAAGUAUCUGAAGCACACCGUCGAAUUAAGCUUGGAGUAUUAUCGUGGUGUGAUGGCCAACUCUCGUUAGAUCGAUCAAGGGGACAAGAAGGCUGGUUUGAGGGGAAGAUUUUCCCGAAAAGUUUGCAAUUUCACCCGGCAUUUUGAGGAUGAACAUGAUGCCAUGGAAAGAAAGGAAGGAAUGUGAAUGGAUGGCGAGCAAGGAAUUAUGCCUUGAUGAAUUGAAGUGAUGGAUACCUUGAAAUACCUGUAGAUAGAUAGAUAUUCUGACGGAUGGAAGAUGGGUUCUGCAUAGCGGAGUGGUCAUAGCGAGCAUCAGAUCAGAUAGGUAGUUAGCAUCGAGCCAUGAAAUGGUAUCCGAUGAUCCUUUACUUUCUUUCCUCUCGUCCUCUCGGUUUCCGGAUACACGCGGUGUGGUCCUUAGGAAGCUGUUUGCUCUACCUUUAUUCGUUUUUAUAGUUCGAACUGGGGCUGUUACAUUGUGAAUAUUUUUCAACACUUAUUCUUCCAAGUGGAGCUUGUACAUUG